This is a messenger RNA of Vigna radiata var. radiata (mung bean), 1675 nucleotides long. Its product is annotated as ethylene-responsive transcription factor ERF110. NCBI's taxonomy places the organism in Eukaryota, Viridiplantae, Streptophyta, Magnoliopsida, Fabales, Fabaceae. The record is from RefSeq and is a predicted model, not a curated record. Gene Ontology annotation, molecular function: DNA-binding transcription factor activity; transcription cis-regulatory region binding. Gene Ontology annotation, biological process: positive regulation of DNA-templated transcription; response to stress. Gene Ontology annotation, cellular component: nucleus. Bases 523 to 1320 code for a protein of 265 amino acids. The transcript has a single exon.
ACAAUUCUAAACUUUGAAACUACUAAGAUCAGUUACUUUGGCUUUAUAAUUAUUGCGAUUUCACGGAUUAAAUUUUCAUUCAUGAGUCAUAGUUAUCUUGAACCGUUUCUUCCAAAUGUCAAAUGACAAAACAGCAUCUGAUACACAACAUACACCAAGAGAAACCGCAUCCCUAGCUUUUAAUUUCUUCCCUUAUCUUUCAUUUUUUAUGUUGUGCAUUCAUUGCCUCAUUUAUUUCACUCACUAAAUAAAAGGAAAACCAAAUGAGAGUUUGCUCUCGAUUCUUCUCUUCCUGAGUUUGUAUACAAACAAAAACCCGAGCCAAGUGUGUUCAAGAGAAGCCAACAGUGAGACUCAAGGUUGACACGAUGAUCCAAGUUCAUCAUGCCAAGUAGCUACUAAACUCCACUAAUGGCCACGUUUCAUAUCAUAACACUUCUUAUCUGAGUAUAAAUACCCUCAUCACCUUCCUUUUUCUCACAUCAUACCAACCCUUCUCUCCUUGGUAACUCCCCUAGCACAAUGCUGAAAUCAGGCAUGAGAAUGAAUGCUAGUAAGCAGGUGAAAAAAUCUGCAAAAGCGAGUUCCAGAAAGGGGUGUAUGAGAGGCAAAGGAGGCCCUGAGAAUGCCAGUUGCACCUUCAAAGGUGUGAGGCAGAGAACUUGGGGCAAAUGGGUGGCUGAGAUCCGUGAGCCUAACGGUGGUGCACGCCUCUGGCUAGGCACAUUUGAGAACUCUGUAGAGGCUGCCAUGGCUUAUGAUUGUGCAGCACGUCAGCUCUACGGAUCUGAUGCAAAACUCAACCUCCCAGAGCUUCAUAUGGCCUUGGCCUUGAAUUUCCAGUUUCCACCACCAAACCCUCAGAUCCCUCACAUGCCACCAUCACCACAGCUUCAACACUCUCAGAUUCCCCCUCCCAGUGACAUUUCCAAUCUCCCCCCCUUUGAUUUCAUCAACAACCUCACCGAUCACACCAACAUCAUGUUCAACCCUGUGCUCUCCAUGACUCCUCAGCAUGCAAUUGCUGAUUCUGCGCCAGUGUAUGCCAGCGACUCUCAUGUCGCAAUUCCCUAUGAAUCCACCACCAUCCCGAUGGCGAUUCACCCCUCCAACCCCUUGGAUAUCAACGACGACAAGGUUGAUCCUUUUGGGGGGUCAUCCAAUGUCAUUCCUGACCCUAUGUUUGAUGAUUCCAUCUGGGCUGAAGCUGCUAUGUCUCUUGGUUUCCCUCUGAUACCAGAUGCUGCAGGAAUUAAUGAAGCUGAAACCUUUCUUGAAGUGGGUCCUUGGGACUCUCUGCAAACUCCCUGGUGCAUGUAAUCGUCCUCAAAAGGAACUCCUGUGCCCUGAUGAUACAGAUUUAGUAGUGGUCAAUAAAAGGUCAUCUCAGACGAUGAACACCUUACAUCACCACAAGUUACAGUGUUAUGUGAAUAUAUAUAUAUAAGUGAUGUAUCAAUUCUGUUAGGGUCUGGAGUACCUAGAAUUAAGGUUAUAUAGAUAUGAGUGGUGUCUGUUUUAUAUUUGAAGUUUAUGUCUUAAAAAGGCUGCUCAGGAUGUCAAGUUAACUUUAUUAGCAUGACAGGGAUAUCUGUAUUAUUUUAUCAGCAGCAAUAUAUUGGGAUCCGUUUGUAUAAGAAUUAUAUUAUAUAUAUUAUUAUAUUAUUGGUAUAAU